Messenger RNA from Quercus robur (English oak), 1197 nucleotides. RefSeq lists its product as uncharacterized. The record is from RefSeq and is a predicted model, not a curated record. The transcript has 3 exons. Bases 1 to 1197 code for a protein of 398 amino acids. Gene Ontology annotation, molecular function: nucleic acid binding; RNA-DNA hybrid ribonuclease activity. Lineage: Eukaryota; Viridiplantae; Streptophyta; Magnoliopsida; Fagales; Fagaceae.
AUGAGUUGUUUCAAACUCCCUAAGGGGUUGGUGAAAGAGUUGGAGGUUUUGAUUAGAAAAUUUUUGUCGGGAUAUAAUGGGGAUAGUAGAAAGGUUCAUUGGGUGAAUUGGAAGCGCUUAUGUGAGGCCAAAGAAGUUGGGGGUUUGGGCUUCAAAGAGAUUGAGAAGUUUAUUGACUCAUUAUUGGAUAAGCAGGUGUGGCGCAUGAUAAACAACCCAAACUCCCUUUGCCACAGGGUAUUCAAAGCAAGAUUUUUCCCAGAUUGCUCAAUCCUAGAUGACAAAGUCUCUACCAUUGGUUCAUAUGCAUGGAAGAGUAUUCUAGGAGCUAGAGAUGUGAUCCGUAGGGGUAUGGUGUGGAGGAUAGGGAAUGGGCAAGAUGUGAGAAUAAAAGAGGACAGAUGGCUUCCGAUUAAAUCCAAUAGAACUGCUAUAUCACCCUUUACUUCAGUCCAGCCCGACACAAAGGUGUGCUCUUUGAUCAAUCAUGAAUUAGGAAUGUGGAAAUCUGACGUGGUGGAAAGGCUUUUCCUCCCCCAUGAAGCUUCCUUGAUUUUGGGAAUCCCUCUGAGUCUUCGAAUGCCUCCUGAUGAUAUUACAUGGGGUUUAACCCUAAUGGUGAAGGACAAUUUCAGAAAGGAGAUUUUUAUAAUGACAGCAUGGACAAUAUGGAACCGUCGAAACGCUCUGAAAUUUGGGCGUCCAACGAUACCGGUAGCCAACAUCAUCCCAAGAGCAGGUUCUCUUCUUCAGGAGUUCGUGUCAGCUCAAGAAGUUCUAGACGAGUCCCCAUCUGUUGCGGUCUCAUCUCAGUGGCAACCUCCGGAGUUCCCAUACUACAAAGUCAAGUUCGAUGUGGUGGUUUUCAAAGCAAGCUCCUCAGCUAGGAUUGGCGUGAUCAUCCGAGACAGCAGUGGCAAUGCAAUUGGUGCUCUCUUAGUCCCAACCCCACUCUCUAAUUCAAUUGCAGCUGUCAUCCAAGGCAAUUCAAUGUCAGCGGAGUAUGGAAACAUUAUUGAAGAUAUCAGGAUUCUAGCUGCUGAUUUUGAUUUUAUUCAUUUCAUUCAUGUCAAACGCAACUGUAAUGUAGUUGCUGAUGCUCUCGCCAAGAAGGCUAAAGUUUUACCGGACCUAGUUGUUUGGCUAGAGGAUGUACCAGAGGACAUUGCUCCUCUCCUUUUGUUUGAUGUUCCUUAA